This is a messenger RNA of Cygnus atratus (black swan), 3140 nucleotides long. RefSeq names its product polyhomeotic homolog 3 (gene PHC3). Gene Ontology annotation, molecular function: zinc ion binding; protein binding. The coding region runs from base 62 to 3016 and encodes 984 amino acids. The record is from RefSeq and is a predicted model, not a curated record. The transcript is spliced from 15 exons. Gene Ontology annotation, cellular component: PRC1 complex; nucleus. Lineage: Eukaryota; Metazoa; Chordata; Aves; Anseriformes; Anatidae.
CGACAAGAUGGCGGAAGCGGAGUGAGCGGCUGGGCCGAGGCUGGACGAACACUGCACAGCUAUGGAGAAUGAACCAAACACAACGACGUGUUCUGCAUCUACGACUACUAUCACUACCACCUCCACUUCCCGGACCCCGCUCCCGCAGAUAUCUGUCUACAGUGGCUCUGACAGGCAUGCUGUCCAGGUUAUUCAGCAGGCCUUGCAUCGUCCUCCUAGCUCAGCUGCUCAGUACCUCCAGCAGAUGUAUGCAGCCCAACAGCAGCAUCUAAUGCUGCAGACUGCUGCUUUGCAGCAGCAGCACUUAAGCAGUACCCAGUUUCAGAGUCUGGCAACUGUACCACAGGCAAGCCUGUCAGGUGGGAGGCAAUGUACUUCCCCCACUGGGAGUGUCACUCAGCAGUCAAGCAUGUCGCAGACCUCGAUUAACCUCUCCACCUCUCCUACACCUGCACAGAUAAUAAGCCGUUCACAGACCUCCAACACCACCAGCAGCAGUAUUACCCAACAGACUAUGUUGCUGGGGAGCACCUCUCCAACCCUUAGUGCAAGCCAGGCUCAAAUGUAUCUACGAGCUCAAAUGCUAAUUUUUACUCCUGCUACCACUGUGGCUGCUGUCCAGUCUGACAUUCCUGUUGUCUCAUCAUCUUCCUCAUCUUCCUGUCAGUCUGCAGCUACUCAGGUUCAAAACUUGACAUUGCGCAGUCAGAAGUUGGGUGUGUUGUCAAGUUCGCAGAACGGCCCACCAAAGAGCAGCAGCCAGCCUCAGUCGUUGUCUCUGUGCGCUAAUAAACCUGUAACCAGUACCAAGGGCAGCCAACCAGAUCCCUCAGAGAGCAAUAGAAAAGGUGAUAGCCCAACUCCAGAGUGUCGGAGUACGCCAGUCACACGGACAUCAAGCAUACAUCAGUUAAUAACACCAGCUUCAUAUUCUCCAUUGCAACCUCAUUCUCUGGUAAAACAUCAGCAGAUCCCACUUCAUUCACCACCUCCAAAGAUUUCGCAUCAUCAGCUGAUACUGCAACAGCAGCAGCAAGUCCAGCCGAUUGCACUUCAGACUCCUUCUGGUCAGGAGCCCCCUCCGUCACAGCACUGUCUGCCACUCCCAAGCCACGGUCUUCCUCCGGGUCCCAGCAGCGUCCAGUCUCAUUGCUCACCUAUUCACAUCCAUCCUCCACCUCUAACGUUAUCUCCCACUCCAUCCCAGUCAGCUCAGCAGUCAGUAGUGGUCUCCCCUCCACCUUCUCACUCCCCUAGCCAGUCGCCCACAAUAAUUAUUCAUCCUCAAGCACUUAUCCAGUCACAGGCAAACUCCCUCGUGCCAACAGCUCUUCAGCCUGAGCAGGGCACUCCUCAGCAAACUGCUACCAACCCAGUUCGACCGAUUGCACAGCCACUUAAUCUUCCGCCGCAUCUCCCACUUCCACCCUCCCCUGCUGUACAUAUAGGAUCAGUAGAUCAGCCCAGCUUGGUUUCCUCGGGCCAACAGAUAGUGUCCUCCACACCACACCAGCAAUAUUCAGCCUUGCAGUCCACACCUAUCCCUCUUGCAGCUCCUCCACAGCUGUCAACAUCUUCAACCCAGAUUCAACAACUGCCCUUGCAGUCUGUGCAGUCGUUACAAGUGCAGCCUGAAAUUCUAUCCCAGGGCCAGGUUUUGGUUCAAAACACUUUGGUUUCUGAGGAAGAACUUCCUGCUGCAGAAGCUUUGGUCCAGCUGCCAUUUCAAACUCUUCCACCACCUCAGACUGUUGCAGUAAAUCUUCAAGUGCAGCCGUCAGUACCAAUUGAAACUCCGGUGAUUUACCAGGUGGAGAAUGUAUGUGAAGAAGAGAUGCCUGAGGAGUCUGAUUGUGUCAAUAUGGUUAGGACACCGACACCGCCAACUUUGUCCCCACCAGCCAUAACCUUGGGGAAUGGAGAGGCACUUAAUUCAGAAGAGCCUUUGUCAGACCAUGUGGGAAUUCCUUCAGUGACAUCAUCAGUCAGUGCCUCAGUAAUUAAAUCUCCAUCUGAUCCUUCGCAUGCUUCUAUUCCACCACCACCUCUUUUGCUUCCAGCAGCAACAACAAGGAGUAACAGCACGUCAAUGCCCAAUAGCAUUCCUAGUCUAGAAAAUAAACCUCCACAGGCUAUCGUUAAACCACAAAUCCUGACCCAUGUUAUUGAAGGCUUUGUGAUUCAGGAGGGGUUGGAGCCAUUCCCUGUAAGUCGUUCAUCUUUGCUGGUAGAACAGCCUGCAGAAAAAAGAUUGCUAGUGGAGGGUCAAAUCAUGAGUGUUAUGUGUGUUGAAUCAGACUUGCAGAAUACAAAACAUGCAGACAACUCAUCGGACACAGAGAUAGAGGAUAUGAUUGCAGAAGAGGGACUGGAUGAAAUUGAAAAUGAUCUUCUGAAGUGUGAAUUUUGUGGGAAAAUGGGAUAUUCUAACAAGUUUCUGCGGUCAAAACGAUUCUGCUCUACAUCCUGUGCCAAAAGGCACAGCCUUAGUUGCACUAAGAAAUUUGGGCUGUUUACAUCAGACAAGACCAAUCGUUGGAAUCGGAAAUCAGAUAGCCAAAGUCUUGGGCGACGCGGGCGUCGACCGAGUGGCCCUGAUGGGGCGUCACGAGAUCAUUUUCUUAGACAGCUUCCAGUUACUUACCCAUCCGCAGAAGAAGAUCUGGCUUCUCAUGAAGACGCUGUUCCAGCUGCCAUGACCACGCGUCUGCGAAGACAGAGUGAAAGAGAGAGGGAGCGUGAACUUAGGGAACUAAGAAUUAGGAAAAUGCCAGAGGGCAUUGACUUGUUACCAGUGGUGCAAGCAGACCCAUCAGUAUGGACUGUUGACGAAGUUUGGGCCUUUAUACAUUCUUUGCCUGGUUGUCAAGAUAUUGCAGAUGAAUUUAGAGCACAAGAAAUUGAUGGACAAGCUCUCCUCUUGUUGAAGGAGGAUCACCUUAUGAGUGCAAUGAAUAUAAAGCUUGGACCUGCGUUAAAAAUCUGUGCACGUAUCAAUUCAUUGAAAGAAUCAUAGGGCAUGAACACGAAGGUUUAAACAACAGUUUGUCUGUGACAAAACCAGCAGUAAUAUGCCAACAUCUUCACCAUGGCAUGAGUGUUACUGUGAUGUUUUGUUAAAUAUAUGGAGUUUUUCCCAC